GGAGAGGGAGAGGGAGAGGGUGUCUGUGUGUCUUGAGGUUGACAAGUGGGAAGAAAUUUUUGUCCUUUACAGAAUUUGCUAGGACUUCAAGGGACGGGGCACUCCCUUGUGUCCUUUGCAGCAGCUCGGUGCAGUAUUUAUGCAUUCCCUUUAGAUGUGGCCCCGGGCCAGGUGCAUGGGGGCAGAGAGUCAGCUCUCAGCACGCAGUCCCUGCACAGCAAUGAGAUUAGUGGGCGAGGCAGAACUUGUGCAAGUCAGAAUUACAUAAUGCUGCUGACAGGCGUCUUUGAGGGGCCUUGGGAAAGAGCAGUGGGAAGCUGGUGAGUGGCUUGGAGGUUGGAGCCUCUGGGAUGACUUCACCCAGGUGUCCUAUAAAAGAGUGAAGCCCUUGCCAGGUGCUGGGAGCAAUGCCUGGCCAACGGCACUCAGUGAGCACCGGCGUUCGUGGUAAAUUUUUUGUUUCAUAGAACUCACAACUGAAGAUGGAGAGAGAUAUCUCUGAGGCCUAGAAUUGCGUGCCUCCCUCCACCCUGACUGCUCACAUGUACAUAUCCCUUAGAGCCGUGUUUCUCAACCUGUGGGUUGUGACUCCUUUGGAGAGCAAACAACCUGUUCACAGGGGUCGCCUAAGACCACUGGAAAACAGAUAUUUACAUUGUAAUUCACAGCAGUAGCAAAGUUUCAGUUAUGAAGUAGAAUGAAAAUAACUGUAUGGUUGGGGCUCACCGCAAAUGAGAAACUGUAUUAAAGGGUCGCAGCGUUAGGAUGGUGGAGAACCUCUGGCCUAGAGCAUCACAUCCUCCGUCCAGUACUGCCUACUCUGAGGCGGUGACUGAGAAUGUAGUUCAAUGAUAGAGGGCUUGCCUAGCAUAUGCAAAGAAAAAACUAGGAAAGCAGGGAGAGGGAGAGGGGGAGGGGGAGGAGAGGGGAGGGAGAGAGAGAGAGAGAGAGAGAGAGAGAGAGAGAGUGAGAGAGAGAGAGAGAGAGAGCCCCCGUGCUCGAGCUCUAAGAGGAGCCCCUGAUUACCUUGUCCUGAGGCUGGCCUGGGCCAUCCUUUCAUCUGUCCAGGGAGGGGACAGGGGCUCCAACUGCCCCCUAAGCUCUUUUAGUUGAUCUUGUGGGCAGGCUGUGAGUGCUAUUUGACACCAUUAGAUUAAGCAAGGUGGAGACCAGGCUACUCUCAAAAAAAAAAAAAAAAAAAGUGCUGGUUUUUUUUGAAUGUCACAAUCUUGCCCUUCUCUGAGCUUGAAAGAGGAAUGGGUGUGGGAAGGGAGCGCCUGGCUGGGGCGUGAAUGCUCUUGACACCUACUUUACAUCUCUAGAACUCAUCUUGGUUCAGGCAUUUUAGAUUCCUGAGGAAAGUAAGGCUGGCAGAUCCUCAAAAGCAGAAGGUGUCAUUAAAAGAAAGAAAGAAAGAAAGAAAGAAAGAAAGAAAGAAAGAAAGAAAGAAAAGAAAACUUGGGCACUGUCCAGAAUUGUGUUUGUGGUAGGAACACGGAAGCAGGCAUCCUAGUCACCCAGGUGUCUGGAAAAUGCCCCAACAUGGGCAGAUAAUUAGAUACAGGCUGGGCACAAUUAUGUUUUCCUUAUGGUGUUCUGGGGCUGAUGGCUUCCCAUUUUCUCUGGAAAUGGAGUUUGUGCCUGCUGGGCUGUUUUGUUCUUUGUGAUCAGAAAGAUAGUGCGAUGGCCACCUGGGAGGAAGACGUGCUCCUCUGUGCUAGCUUCCCUGCCGGUGCCGGGCCCAUGGCUCCCUCAGUACAUUAUCCAACCUGCAUUUUCCAGGAGAGGUUAGAGGAGAGGAACUUUGUAGUGUUAGACUGCAUCCUUGAUGCAUGGGGCUCAGAGCAUAUCUGCACUUCAUCUGCUUGUGAAUGAUCUCAGUCAAUGAGUAGCCAGCAUUUCUGGUCAGCAUGUUUAGGACCACAGUGCAGACAUUCUCCUAGCUCAGGGCUUGGACACCCCAACCACUUAAGUCCCGGGCAGAGCCAGUCUCAGCUUCAUGGCAAUUCUGAUUCAAGUUCCUGCUGUGCUUUUUCCUCUUAUUCCCAUGACUCUGGUCGCAAGGCUUAAUGUAUCAUAGUUUACUCAUUGUAAUACCUAAGCUAACAACAUCUGCCUGUUAGUGGAUUAUUAUAAAUAGUACAAGUUGGGGUUCAGGGAUACUCCCCACAUCAGUCACUUUUCUGGUGGAGAUCAAAUGUGACUUUUGUUCUGGUUGGAAGCUGAGGUUGGCAAGUGUGGUGAGCCAAUAUGAUGGGCAAGGUAUACCAUGAGAUGGUUUGACUUACUCAACAAGUCUGCACACAGUGGGGUGGGCUGGGUGGGCUUGUCCGCUUCUGAACAGGUCCUUUCCUCCUUGGUGUAGGCAGCAGGAGAAGUGUCUGCUUAUGAGAGGUAGGCAGUGAAGGUCUAUGUCUUACUUCUGUAUUCCCAGGGCUGUGUAGAUACUUCCUAGAUACUGUGUAGACACAGUGUAGAUACUGUGUAGACACUGGAGGGGUAACACAGGCAGCAUUCUUCCCCUGGCAGGAAACAAAGUGCUGAACUCGGUGUCAGGCCCAUGGUAAAGAGUUGGUCCCUGCCAUCUCCUGGGGAUGCAGUGGACAGGAUGGCCACAGUGUGCAUGUGAUAUUUUGAUUCUGUGUUGGUAUCUGCUGUGGGAGAUUACCUGACUUGUCAUUCUGGGGAGUGACCCUACUUAGAUUUGAGGAUGAAUUCAAAGCAGAAUACAGUACACUUGGAUGGAGGCAAUGGCUGACUGCUAGCCAGGGGCCUUUUCUUUUUCUUUAUUAUUUUUGGGGACAGUCCCUCAAUUGGCAGUGGAGUUCUCACCCCACAUACACUGCCUCUUCCUCUUUUUUGUCUUGCUGUGUAGCUGAGAUUGGUCUCAAACUGCUGAAUUUACAUGUCAUGCUGGGACAAUCUGCAUAUGGUGUGGCUGCUUACUGGCUUACACUCUUGCCAGGUAGAGUCCUGUCUUUCUGCCAAGUUCCCUGACCAGCCAGCCUAGACUUGGCUGCACUCAUGCCCCCUAACCACUGAGAAGGGGAGCCUCUGCACCUGCUCAUUCUUCCUGUGUCCCGACCACUUAGGAUCACUACUAUUAGGAAGUCUGGGCAGUCAUUGCCACUAUCUCUCAUAUACCCCCUUAACCUGUCCACAUACAGCACCCUUCAUCUGAGCUUCUGUAGUUCCACUCUUGUAUUUCUCAGAUUUUACCCUUUCCCUGUGCAUUGUCCCUGUGCACUGUGUUCUUGUUUUCUAGGUGGUGUCUGUUUGCCUGGCCUAGUGAGCCCCUUAACAGUGAGGAGAGGGUCCCUUGUCACUUCUCAUCAUUGGAACCUACUCCUAGUUGAGGGUGAUUGUCAUGUCUUGAGUUCAUGCAUCAGUUUACAGAGAUUCACCUGAGAGCCAGUCUCCUGGGGAUGCUUGUGUAUACUCAGAAGAUAGGGAUUCUGGAUUUGGUAUCAUGAGCCAGGAGUUGACACUUGUUGACCUUCUAGAAGACCCUGGUGUAAUGACCCUGGACUCCUGGUAUCAUAUGUGAAAGGUUAUUAUAAGAGCAAUCACAGUAUUUGUGUGUGUGUGUGUGUGCGUAUGUGUGUGCGUGCGUGCGUGUGUGUGUGUGUGUGUGUGUGUGUGUGUGUGUGUGUGUGUGACUUGAAAGUCCUGGGGAGAAUGGUAUGGGAAUUUGGUUGCUGCUCCAAGAAUAUAAACAGGAGUCAUCUACUCGGGCAACAGCCAGGGGCUGCUAGCAUUGUGUGUGCCUGGAACAUAUAGCUUGUCUUAAGGUUCCAGUCUCCUUUGUUUGGAAUGUAAAUAUUUGCAUUAAAGAUAUAAAGUAUGUCCUAGUGUGUAUUUUUAGUGACUGUACUUUCUAAACGCCAAAUAAGACUAUUGGCCUACAGAGGAUUGUUUUCCUCCAAUUUGUGAACCUGUUUAUAUAAAGAGUCUUCCAAAUGUACACACACCAGGCCAUGUUUACUUUGUGUGCAUGAGGGAACUCCAGGCCUCCAGGAAAGCAAUGGCCCUGAUGGAUCUGGGCUGGUGGUGGUGAGUCUCAGUGCGCACUGCUGCUGCUUCUGUCCCUUUCUGAGUUGCACAGCUAUCAGGAACAGUAGCAGACUUUGGGCCCAGGCCCAUGGGAUCAUCCAACUCUACUUUCUGGUUUAGUUUCCUGUUCAUGGGCUGGUGGUCCUGGUUGAUCUCUGUGUCUUCUAACCAUGCACUUUGUUUCAUAACUGUUUAUUGCACUAGGACAGUGAUUAUCAACCGUCCCACGCUGCCACCCUUUAAUACAGUUCCUCAUGGUGUGGUGACCCCCCCAACCAAAAAGUUAUUGUUGCUACUUCAUGGCUGUAAUUUUGGUACUGUUACAAAUCGUAAUGCAAAUAUGUGAGAUGCAAGAUAUCUGAUGUGUGACUCUGGUCGGGCUGUGACCCACAGGUUGAGAGCCACUGUUCUUGAACAACAUCCAGAAGAAUGGAUGUACCCUGUGCCCCACUGCCAGGCUGGUGUUGAACUGGCAGAUCUGUGUGAUAACUUCCUCCAUCAUCAUAUUUGGGACACUUUGGUUUUUCACUUGUCCUCUGGAAACUAGCCCAGAUCUGUCAAAUGUUUGCUUGUUUCCCUGGUCUGCCUUAUUUUCUGGGUUCAAAUCUAGUGGCUUAUGGGAACUGGGAUGGACCUCCUGCCCUGCGUCGGGGGCAGUCAGUUCUGGGACUUCCUCUGAAUUAGCCCUGAAUUGAAAGCAUAACAGGGUGAAAAGUGUCUUCCUUUCACAUCUAGAUUCUUGGCUGGAUUACAAAUUAAACUGACACGAGACAGAUGGACAGAAGGAGGAACACAGUUGAUUAUACACACAUACUCAGACUAGAACGUGGGAAGAGAGGGAGGGAUGGUUGAAGGUCAUCCUGAGCUAGAGAAAGGAGCAGGACUUGAGUCUCCAGGGGGAUGGCCAUACAUUACAAGAGGGUAGGGCUAAGUCUUGGUUGCAUGGUCAACAAACUCUGUCUUGUGCAGCUAAAGUCUCAGGGUAACUAACGCUGUCCUGGGAAUAAUCACCAGAAGAGGUGAGUCUGCCUGUGUAGGUGCCUUUCCACACUGAUAAGAACCUGAGGAUGGGGAUGAUGGUACACAGCUUUAAUUCCAGUACUUGGUUGGCAGAGGUGGGCUGAUCUUUGGGUUUGAGACUAGCCUGGUCUACAGAAUGAGUACCAGGACAUCUAACACUUCACAGAGAAAUCCUAUCUUAAAAAACAAAACAAAACAAAAAAGAAAGGAAGAAAGAAAGAAAGGAAGAAAGAAAGAAAGGAAGGAAGAAAAGAAAGCACUUAAGAAGAUAAAGCCAGCCAGAUAUGGUGGCACACCUCUCUAAUCCCAGCAUAGGGGAGGCAGAGGCAGGUGGAUCUCUGUGAGUUCAAAGUCACCCUGGUCUACAAACCAAGUUUCAGAGCAGUUAGGGGGGCUAUAAACACAGAGAAACCCUGUCUCAAAGCCAGAAGAUAAAGUUUCCAGGGUACCCUCCUCCUGAACGAUUGCCUAGGCAAAUGUUUUCUCAUGUUCAGCCAUCCAGGCCCUUGAGGCCACCGCAGCCGAAGGUCUAAGGGAGCCUGGCUUCAUUUUGGGCUUUGGCAGAAUUGGACUACUUUGUCCAGAUUGUUCUGGCUUGAGUGUGCAAAGCUCAAGAGCUGUUGGGUCGUGGAGACUUGUACCAACAUCCCAGGAAACAGUUGUGAAGGACAGGCAAUGCAGAGGAAGAUCACAUUCUGAAUGUGGAGCUAUAAAGAAGCCCAGUUUGCAACAGAGACCCUGGGAUGUUCUACAUAUCAGGAAAAGGGACCAUCUUUUAAAAGAUACAGGCAGGGCCGGAGAGAUAGCUCAUUGGUUAAGAGCACCAGCUGCUCCUGUACAAAGGACCCAGGUUCAAUUCUCAGUACCCACAUAGCUGCUUACUAAUAUAACGCCAGUUCCAGGUGAUCAAUGGUACCAGGCAUGUACGAGGUGCACAUAUAGGUAAAACACCCAUAUACAUAAAAUAAAAAGAAGAAAGAAAAGCUACAGGUACUGAGUGAAACCAGACACCAAAGAGGCUACAUGUGUUAUAGGUGACAAGACUUUCAGGGCAGGCUUACCUACGAGGAUAGAUGUGAACUACAGGAUUUGUUGUUUGUUCUGCUGGGUUUUGGUCUUACUGGGGCCCAUUCUUUCUUAAUGGAAAUGUUUAUUCCACACCAUUGUCUAUUCAAAACAUGUUACCUUGUUUUUGCUAUUACAGGGGCUCUCAUGGUUAAGAGAUUGCAUGGGUUGUAGAAGAUACUUUGGAUUUAGUAAUAGUAUUGAAGUUUGAAUGAAUGCAUUUUACAUUAUGAGAUGGACAGGCAUGUGUGUAGAACAGGAUAGGGAAGGCUACUAUGCUUUGAGUGUGAAAUGUCUCUUACAGACUCAUUUGUUUGAAUACUUGGUCCCCAUUGUUUUGGGAGGUUGUGGAACUUUUGGAAAUGGGGUCUGAGUGGCACCUGUGGGACCCUAGGGACAAGUCUAGAAUACUGUAGCUUGGCUGUCUUUCUGGUCCUAGUUCUUGUCUCAUGGUUGGCGACUGAGAUGUGAAUAGGGUAUGCUUGCUGUAAGCUCCCGACACUGAACAGAGUUACCUAUCUAUAUCUUUCUCUACCACAAUGGACCUGGAGCCCUAAUACAUUGUCCCUUGGGUUGCUUUUGUCAGACAAUCCAGUGCAGUGAUGAGGAAAGUGGAUGAAUCAGGCGACAUUUCCUUAUUUCUUAAAACUGAAGGUUCAACCUCUUAGGAGGAAGGUGAGGUGGGUGGAUUUCUUGAAGCCAGGAGUUAAGAUCAGACUAGUCAAUGUAGUGAGGCCUCAUCUCAAAUAGCAGCAACACACAACAUAAACAACAACCUUGGCUUGGAGGAUACUAUGGGGAAGAGGAGGAAAACAGGCCUGAGGCUGCUGGGGUACCAGGAGCUGACCCUUCAUGGAGCAGCCUCCUCAGAGCAAGGUGAAGGGCAAAUGAAGGGGAGGAUCCUAGAAGGCACUUUCAGGGCUAUUCCCCCCAUCUCUGAUUCCCACCUCUGGCUCCUUUUGAAGCUGGAAUGGAGGGCCUCUGUUGUCCUUGCUUCCCAGUCACUCCCUGCACCUCAUCUUGGAUGAGACUGCCUUCUCCAUCCACUGAACACUGAUGACUUUGGGCGAGGACCCCAGUUCAUCUCUGUCUCUCAGAGGGCACGGAGCUCUAGGAAUGUCUGGUGUCUUACUUGGGAGCUUUUCCUUCAUAACAGGCCUGGGAUACUGAGACCCCCACGGAAAAGGAAGUGAACGGGAAGGUGGCCCAACGGCAGAGGAGUAGAGUUCUACAUUACCCACCACCAAACAUGGGAACUUCCAUUUAGCUAACCUACCUCACCCUAAGGACAUGUGAUAGGGCCUGAGACCCUGGGAAGGGACAGCUUGUGGGUUCUAGGUGGUGAACUAAGGAAACACACAAUUCUGUGUUUAUACUUGGCUUGAUUCACAGUGGUGUGAUCUUCACUGUUUGUCAUUGUUUUAAAUACAGAUAACUGGUUCCAGGCAGGCCUCCAUCCAGUAAUGGGAGGGCAUUACACUGAAAGUGAGGAAAUAGAUGCUUCUAGGACGCGCUGAGCUUGCCUAAGGAAGUUAUCAGAAAGACAGGAUGAGGAAUGGAAGGGUGCCCGUUCUGAGAACUGUAUCAGCCUGGCACUUACACUGUGCUAACUCUGAGAAGUUAUUUGAUACCUCCUGGGUAGCAGUUUUAGUGAAGCGCCUAGGGAGCGGGGCACACGAAGCCAGAGAAGGAAGCUAGUGCUUGGGACCCCUACUUUAGAAUUCUCUGUCGGCCGAAGCAGGGAGAAACAUUUGCUCCUUGGCCGACAAUGGGGAAUCCAUGAAUCUUUUGCCUUGUGUAUGAUUUAGCUCAGAAUAAAAAUGAUGCAUUAAAGAGCAGGUGAGGCGUCCUUGCUGUCGGAGUGGUAGACGAUAGAUUUGCUUUCGGCAAACAAAUCAAUGGAAAAACCGCUGGGCUGCUCACUCUCCAGUCCUCAGAUUUACGAGAGGAAGCUCUGUCUGUUCACAGGGCUUCCCCUUCAGAUGGCCUAGGAACUGGCCGGGUCCCAUACUCUUAUACGCAGAACACCGCUCUCAUCUGACUGAUUUUGAAAGUCAGACAACAGGCCUAAAAAAAAAAAAAAAAACACAACUCAUUCAACAUUUUCUUUUAAAAGCAGCCCUUUUGAGAUACUCCAAAGCUGUGCUCGUUACUUUUCUCAUUGUCGUGACAAAAAAUCAGACAAAAGUAACACGAGUGAGGGUUUAUUUUGGUUCACACUUGGAGGGUACCGUUUACCGUGGUGGGGAAGGCAUGGUAACAGGAACACGAGGCAGCUGGUCAUGUUGCAGCCACAGUCAGGAAGCAGACAGAGGCAAGGUGCUCAACUGCCGCUCCUUUUCCUUCAGUCAUGGACCCCAUGCAGGCUUCCACCCACACUCAGGGUGGGUCUUAUCUUCCCUCUCCAGUUAGCUCUUUCAGGGAACACCCUCACGGACUACCACAGGUGUCUUCCACAGCGAUCUGAAGCCUAGUCCAGUUGUCAAGUCACACACGCUAUACGGCUCACCCAUGUGAAGCCUAUAAUGUAAUGUGUUGUGUAUCCACAGGUGUGAACAUUACAUCACCCCAGCCAACGUUAUGGCCCUUCACCCACUGAGCAAGAAAACCAGUACCAUCUUGCUUGCUGCCACCACCUGCUCCCCUCCCACCACCACCACCACCACCACCACAUCUAACCCUGAAAGCCACAGAUCAACUUUUGGUCUCUGUCAAUUGAGUUCCUCAACUCCAAAUCGUGAAGAACGUGGUGUUCUGUGGAUGGCUUCUUUCACUCUAUUGUUCACGUUACCAUUAUUGUUCACGUUAAUGGAGGUCUGUUACCGCAGGAGGUCCGUUUUUUCUAAUGGCCGGCCGGAUCACAUUCUGUGAGAGAGGCUGACCACAGCUCUGUUGAUUCCAGUGUUCCCUGGUGCUCAUUUCCAUUGUCCCCAGGUUUUGGCCCUCAUGAGCAUCACUACUGUAAACAUUCGUGUCUAGGUUUUUCAUGUGAAUGAGUUUCCAUUUCUAGGGUUACAUUCGUCUUGUUUUAAGAUUUUUUUUUUCUACUUCCAACAACAAGGUUUUAUUUUCCUUUCCCUGGCCCUAGUCUUGCUCUAUGCAUCUGGUCUCGACCUUGCUUGUUAUGCUUGCAAAGAUACUGAAGAGUCUGUUAACUGUUGAACCAAAAGGACCUCUGCUGAACAUAGUCCAGACCCUCCUUAUAGACCCAGAGGUCACACACAGCCAGGGAUGACUCUAGAUUUCUGAGUUACAAUUCAGUUAUUCUAUAUGCUCUUCCAAAUUGUCUGUAAAACCCCAGGCUUCCUUCUUGACCAGCCUGGGGAGAAGGUGAGGGUGCGUGGGCAGAUGGUGACCACCCUGCCCUAGCCUAUUCCUAACCCAGCAAAGGCUCGGGUGUCUCUUCUUCACCAGAUUCCAAUGAGAGCUGCAAGCCCUGGCGCCAGUGGCUUUCUAGUUCUUUUUCCCUGCAGCAAUGAGAGUCCACUGCUGAUCUGGAGGAGUAAUUCAAUUAGGAACCAAUUCAGAGAAUGAAAUUUUAUCUGAUCUGGCCACAUCCAUAAACAAGGGGCUGUGAUUGUGACUCCAGGAGACAUUAAGAAGUUGUGUUUUAAGGAAUUGUGCUGGGCUAAAGCAUGUGAAAACCUCCACUGGGGCCAAGCUGGAGAGGCCUCCCUGGCCAGGCUUGGCAGUGGACAAGAGUGUGCAGUCCUGGGGGUCUGGCUGUGUCCCCAGGCCAGCCUUGCACAUGCUUUGUUUCCAAGUCUCUCUUGAGCUUCACUGUGGUGGAUCUGCCUGUUCUGUGGCUGGAAUGGUCUCUCCAUUCAGGAGAGUUCUGUCUGAUCUUUAUGAAAUGGCUCUAGAAGAUACAGGGGAACUCUGAACUGGCCCUUUGCCACCCAGACCAGCAAAUAAGACGACCACGUGGCCAAAGUUGACCUCAGGAAACCAGAAAGCCAGAUGCCUGCUCUGCCCACUUAUACACAGAGAUGCACAGAGAGUAGAGAGGAAACCCCAGAGGCGGCCCUCUGUUUUGCAGAACUUUCCGGUGCUCUGAAAGGUGGGAGGCAGUGUGUAGAAAGAGAAGCCUGAAUUUAAAGAAGUGGCCAUACUAACAAAAGUCCACUAUGUGGGAAAAUGGGGCAAUGUGGACCGAGUCAGGGAGAUAAACAGAGCCCCACUGCCCAACAAAGAAAACAUCUGGCUUCUUCCUAUUCCAACUGGGUUCAAACCCAUAAACCUUGACAUCAUUGUUGGAGAUGUAACAUAAAGGUGCAGCAUACAGAGAUGCUGGAGAAGAGACAGGCUGGAUGUGAAAUGACCCAAGGGAGAAGGAGAAGCUGCCAUCAGUCCCUGAGGCAGGGGAGCGAAACCAUGUUGCUUUCUGUCUAAAGGGAAGCUUGGCGGCACUGGGCGUAUGAGAUGUGUCGAGGUGUACUGUUCAAAUUGUUCUGGACUGGGAGGUAGAGAGAACAGCCUGACAUGGGGGGGGGCAAGCCUUAAGGGCCAGUGAAGGUCACCCUAGAAAAAAGUGCAUGAGGAAAAUGGAGAUGAGAGGGAAACAUGAGUUGAAACAUUGUUCAUCCCCCUUCUCCCAAAUGAACCAACGAAGCCUGUCUGUCAUGGUGUGGUUGCUGACACUCCAACUAAUGACCUUUGUAACUGUAGAAGAAGUAAAAGUGGGAGGAAAAUUAGGGAUCCUAAGUCAGGGGUGCUGCACCAGAAACCCCACAGGGCUUUGAAAGACACAUGCAUCUUUUGGUUACCUAUUCGUUUGAUUGCAUUAAAUUGUUGGAGGCAUCUGGGCGUGCCUAGGUGCACAUGUGCAUACAUAUAUGUCCACGGAGCUGUAUGGCGCCUAUCUCUUUAGCUAGGAAGCGUACCCUGGAGCUUGGCAGUGAUUACAGUCAUCCUCUGAGGGGCAUUUGUAGUUUGUUCAUAUUGAAGAUGAAGUAAUCAGAACGGUGAUUAUGACAAGUCUCAUCUGUCCUCAGUGUCUGUCGCAACUUCCUCUGUGACUGGCUUCAUGUCUCGUGUCCAGAUUUGCUAGAUAUAACUCACUGUCCCUUGCUCUGGUGUGUGUGUGUGUGUGUGUGUGUGUGUGUGUGUGUGUGUGUGUGUGUGUUCUCAUGCUUUAGAUCUGUUUUCCUUCUCUUUGUGAGGGGUCCCACCCUCUAUUUCCACAGCAGCCAAGUCAGAGGCUUGGGCACCAUCUGUGACAGUGAGCUGUCGGCAUAUCCCUGCCUUUGCUUUAUCUUUGUCACUUGGUCCCUUUGAAAUAAGAAAUGAAUCUUAUUCAGGAUUGGAAGGAGAGUAUCUGACGGUUGAGUGGAUGCAGAGCCAGGCUGAUGGAUGGAAAGAAGGCAGGUCACCCAGCAUUAGUAGGAAUCUGCUCCCCACGAAGUGAAACUAUUCUGAAGGCAUGCCAGUCAACCUGUCAACGAGGAACCCAUAAUGUCUUCUAACCUCCGGUGUGACUCCUCGCUCUCCACUGAUGCCACUCCAGCUUUCUUUGGUGCCAUGGGGAAAACCUGAAGCAUGAGCAGAAUCGCCCCCAAACCUGUGGUCCCUUCACCGUUGCAUGGCUGCUGCAGAACAGAGUCCUGGGAUUCUUUUGUGUUGCCCUUUGCAUCUGAACCAAAGAAUGUGCGUCAUUCUCUAGCGCAUUGGUGUCUGCUCUCUUCCUCACUUGUUUCUGUUGCUUGUGCCUUCCCACCGUCUUCUGUCCUCACGGGAUACCCUUAAAGUUUCUCAGCGGACUCCUCGAGGGCUGGCCCAUGGCUCUCUAAACUCUCUGUCCAAGGACUCUACCAUGAGGCACUGUCUUAAUUGCUGCAUACAGCUGUUCCCCGAAGACGCACACAAACAGCAGGUUGCCUGCCAAGGAGGCCCCCAUCACAGUCAUCAGGCGUGCCCCAGUUGCAAAGGAGAAAACAAGAUUCUGUUCCGGGUGGACAGUAAGCAGAUGAACUUGCUUGCUGUUCUCGAAGUGAGGACUGAGGGCAACGAAAACUGGGGCGGGUUUUUGCGCUUCAGGAAAGGGAAGCGAUGUAGCCUGGUCUUUGGAUUGAUAAUAAUGACCUUGGUGAUGGCUUCUUACAUCCUUUCUGGGGCUCAUCAGGAACUUCUAAUUUCAUCCCCUUUCCAUUAUGGGGGCUUUCCCAGCAACCCCAGCGUGAUGGACAGUGAGAGCCCUAGUGAUGUGAAAGAGCAUCACUACCAGCCUUCGGUAAAUAACAUCUCCUAUGUGAAGGAUUAUCCAAACAUUAAACUGAUUAUUGACAGCAUCGCUGCCAGGAUUGAGUUCACAACCAGGCAGCUCCCAGACUUACAAGAUCUCAAGAGACAAGAGUUGCACAUGUUUUCUGUGAUCCCCAAUAAAUUCCUUCCGACUAGCAAGAGCCCUUGUUGGUAUGAGGAAUUCUCCGGCAGGAACACCACUGACCCCUACCUGACCAAUUCCUACGUGCUCUACUCCAAGCGCUUCCGCUCUACCUUUGACACUCUGCGAAAGGCUUUCUGGGGCCACCUGUCCCAUGUGCAUGGCAAGCAUUUCCGCCUGCGCUGCCUGCCACACUUCUACAUCAUUGGGCAGCCCAAGUGUGGAACCACUGACCUCUAUGACCGCCUUCGGCUGCAUCCAGAAGUGAAAUUCUCAGCCAUCAAGGAGCCCCACUGGUGGACCCGGAAGCGCUUUGGAAUUGUCCGCCUGAGGGAUGGGCUACGAGACCGCUACCCUGUGGAAGAUUACCUGGACCUCUUUGACUUGGCUGCACACCAGAUCCAUCAAGGACUGCAGGCUGCCUCUGCAGAGCAGACGAGCAAGAUGAAUAGGAUCAUUAUCGGAGAGGCCAGCGCCUCUACAAUGUGGGAUAACAAUGCCUGGACCUUCUUCUAUGACAACAGCACAGACGGCGAGCCACCGUUCCUGACCCAAGACUUCAUCCAUGCCUUUCAGCCUGAAGCCAAGCUCCUUGUCAUGCUCAGGGAUCCCGUGGAGAGGUUGUACUCAGACUAUCUCUACUUUGCAAGUUCAAAUAAAUCCGCCGAUGACUUCCACGAGAAGGUGACGGAGGCUCUGCAGCUGUUUGAAAAUUGCAUGCUGGAUUAUUCACUGCGCGCCUGCGUCUACAACAACACCCUGAACAAUGCCAUGCCCGUGAGGCUCCAGGUCGGUCUGUAUGCUGUGUACCUUCUGGACUGGCUCACUGUCUUCAGUAAGGAGCAGUUCCUCAUUCUACGUCUGGAAGACCAUGCAUCCAAUGUCAAGUACACCAUGCACAAGGUCUUCCAGUUUCUAAACCUGGGGCCUCUAAGUGAGAAGCAAGAAGCUUUGAUGACCAAGAGCCCCGCGUCCAACACACGGCGUCCUGAGGAUCGUAGUCUGGGACCCAUGUGGCCGAUCACUCAGAAGAUCCUGCGGGACUUCUACGGGCCUUUCAACACAAGGCUGGCACAGGUCCUGGAUGAUGAAGCGUUUGCCUGGAAGACACCGUGAGAGCUGAGUCCCUUCUGCAGAAGCUGGGCCCACUGACUCUGUCAUUGCUGUGACUUUAAAAGUCUCCAGGUGGAGAACUGUCGCCCACAGUGUGGAGAAAACCGCCAGAGCCCCACCCAAUCUCCUCCUCCCAAGGCGCCUGUUGUAGGAACUACUUUGAAAAUCCUCUUGCCAUGUUCAGCAGCUCUGCUUUUGAUCACUAGGCUCCUCCUCCUGAAGCCUUGGAAAAUACACUGGGGGUAGCGUCUGUCUGUUCCCAGAGUGCCUUGGAUCUCAGGAGGGCAAUGGAUCUCUGGCACCCAGUGGGUAGGAAGAGGAGGCUAUGGGAGGCCACAGACCAGCCCUGCCCUCCAUCCUCCAAGAGAGUUUGUCUGGAUGUAGAGUUGGACAGCUCUGGGAUCCGAUUAAAGCCACGGCUCUGGGGCUGUUCUUCACGUGUUAUGUCCUAGCAGGCCUUGCUUAAAUUGGUAACCCCUUGUGGGCAGAGAAAAGAGCUGCUCAGAGAAUGGAGGCUCUUUCAUUUCUGUUUGUAUUCCCAAGUGGCAUCAGAAGUAAGCCUUGCUCCCUUUGCUGUGCUGAGAAGAAACCCAGAAGUCAGCUUUUGGCAGCAGGCUCAUCUCGCUGACCUGUUCUGCCUGUAGACUUUGUUUAUGCCCAACAUAGAGAAGGAGCAUCUUUAAACAAACUGUUUCUUCCACUUGACUGGCCCCGCCUGCCUCGCUUUUCUGCUCCUUUGGAUGUUUUCCUCCAGUUUAUAUUUGGAAAGGGAAGUUCUGCUGUUAAUGUCAGGAUAGAACAACCUCAAGGCAUUGAACAGUUGGUGCAAAAGGAAGUGAAGCCCUCCCCAUUUGCAGAGGGUCACUGGAGAGCAUGAGGAUGCUUCCGGCUUUGGUUCUAGCUGGUUACAGGCUCCAGUCCAUCUUCCUGUUGGGGGAAUCGUCUAUCUCCAUUCUCUGUCAUGUACAGCCAUGUUCUGUAACUCACUUAGGGUGAGUCUCAAGACACCCAUGUCCUCAGAAACACAUCUCACAGACUAAGCUCGGGCCACGUGGGGUGUGACUAGGAGAUAGCUUUGCUGUUUGUGGACCUUUCCAGGCCUGUUAGCACCUUGGUUUGCAGUGGAUACUCUGAAAGUCUUGUCAUGUUUUCAAGACCCCAGGGAAUAACAGAGAGAACAAUGUGAGCCCAUUUGGCACACAGGACGAGGUGGGAAUGUCACAAAGCUUUUCACUGGAGUAUUGCCAAGGGAUGCUGCCCAUAAGGCUGUGUUCUCAGGUCAGGAUCCUGUCCACUGGCGUCAGAAAGCGUACACAUUACAUGCCCGACUGUCACUUGGGCAUGUGAGAAAAGCUGGGCUUUGGCAGCAGGAGGAUGUGCAGUUGCUCGGCUGUGAGAGUCCUUCUGCGGUCCACCCUCGUUGGAGAUGGGACUCUCGGCCCAUUGGAAGGCUCAGGGAGAGCCCUGGGCAUCAGCAUGGACCGCGCCAAUUCUGCUACUGAAGGGGCCGUGUGUCUUGAGGCCUGUGUUCCAGGAUAAUUCCCCCUUCUCUCACAGUGGCCACUUGGCUCAGUAGUCAGGGGGAAAGUCUGGCCUGAGUACAAGGAUGCUUUGGAAAAAAAAUGACUUCAGAGAAAGAAAGAGAGUGUGUGUGAGCAAGAGAGUGUGAGAGUGAGAGAGAAAGAACGAGAGCGUGAGAGAGAGCACGAGAGAGUAUUUAUUUGGAAUACCGUGUGUGUGUGUGUGUGUGUGUGUGUGUGUGUGGUGUGUGUGUGUGUGUGUGUGUGUGUGUGUGUGUGUGCGCACGCACGCUUACACUGAGUGGGGCCCUCUCAGCUGUCGUGCUGACGGGACUUCUCCAUUAGAGACAUGAUGCCUUCAUGGAUUAAUUUCCCCACCAGUUAGCCUGUCAUUUCCAGGACGUAUCUCCACCCCGCACCAACUACAAUUGUAAGAGAUUUUUCUUGCGCACUCCUAUGCAUGUGAAUAACAUGUAGCGUAAUUCUGCUUCUUACAGAAGUAUUGCCAAAGGUAUUAUUUCCAAUAUUAUUUGGUUCAUUGCUGGUCUUUUUAUACGUGCAGCCCCUCCCUUUCUACCAUCCUUGGCCAUCUAGACCUAGUUUUCUCUCUAUUGGUCCCUCCCCGGGGGUCCCCAGCAUUGCCUUUGCUCUUGCUCAGUUGAAGCCCCCUCUUGUUGCGAGCACAGGCAGUGUUUUGGGUGAUGGCUCUCAAGCCUGUCACCCCAAACCAAAGCGAAACACAGACCUGGUACCGAAGACACUUCGUAUUCCCAAAGCUGUGUGCCAGGGUGUAUGACACCUUCCCUCCCUCCCUUGUCAUGUAAGGUAUGAUAUGCAGUCGCAUUUAUUCUGUACUUUUAUUCGUAUUUAAAAUAAUUAAAGAUGGACCCACACAACUGGUGCCCAACCGAGCACGGGCCCUCCAUCACAA
This is a messenger RNA of Rattus norvegicus (Norway rat), 16084 nucleotides long. RefSeq names its product carbohydrate sulfotransferase 15 (gene Chst15). NCBI's taxonomy places the organism in Eukaryota, Metazoa, Chordata, Mammalia, Rodentia, Muridae. The record is from RefSeq and is a predicted model, not a curated record. Gene Ontology annotation, cellular component: Golgi membrane. Gene Ontology annotation, molecular function: N-acetylgalactosamine 4-sulfate 6-O-sulfotransferase activity; sulfotransferase activity.